Molecule: messenger RNA, 974 nt
Organism: Trichosurus vulpecula (common brushtail)
Lineage: Eukaryota; Metazoa; Chordata; Mammalia; Diprotodontia; Phalangeridae
Gene: CCL22
Product: C-C motif chemokine ligand 22
Exons: 3
Coding region: 69-488 (139 amino acids)
Biological process (GO): positive regulation of GTPase activity; monocyte chemotaxis; lymphocyte chemotaxis
Cellular component (GO): extracellular region
Molecular function (GO): CCR chemokine receptor binding; chemokine activity
Source: RefSeq, a predicted model, not a curated record
CAUCUUGUUUCCGACGUUUAAAGGUAGCCACUCCGGCGUUUGGGGCCUCUCAAGGUCUGGCUCUAUACAUGGGGCUGCCCUCCAAACAUUUCCCAAACUUGGGAGUUCCUUUGUGCAUCACUAGCAACCAGCAAAUUGAAUCGACGACUGUCUGCGCUCGCCAGGGAGCACCAGAGACGGGAUUUGAACACGCCGAUUUUCCAGGGCCAAAGUCAGAGCUCUUUCCACUACGCCACGCUCCGGUCUUAUCAAGCGCAUCAUCUUCCUUCAAGGGCCCCUAUGGUGUAAAUAUAGAAAUCAGCGUUUGCUGCAAGAACUUCGUUCAGUUCCCCCUGCCCUUGAAGGCCCUGACCACUUUCCGCUUCACCUCCGACCCCUGCCAGAAACGUGGAGUGAUCCUGACUACAAAGAAAAAUCGUGAGAUCUGUGCAGACCCUCAUAAGGCCUGGGUGAAGCAUGCCAUCAAGUAUAUCAAAAAGAAGGAUUGAGGAGAGGUUGAGCUCUGCUGUGAAAGCACUGAAAGCCUCUCUGUCCAGGUGUUGUUCCUAGAUGCUUCCUCCUUGAUCUCCAUCCUUUGUGGGGGAUCAGUAUCAAUAUAGUUGCUGUGUACCCGGUAUUGGGCCGUGCCCAGAAGAAAUAAGGCUAAGGUCUGCAGGACCCACCCAACCAGUUGGACUGCAAUUUUAAAGUCUGCCAAAUAUAUCUAUUAUUUCCCACUACCCUCUUUUUUUUUUUAACUCCACUUCCUCUUUUGUCCUCCCCUAACCUGGAGGUCCAGUGUCCUUUUAAUUACCUCCCUUUCCCCUCCACAUGCCAGUACACAUCACCUCCAGUCUUGCUUUCUCCUCCACUGCCCUAUGGCAAGGGUUCUUAAUUUGUGCGUGUGUAGGGUGUAUGUGUGUGUGUGUGCGCGCACACGUGUGUGUGAUGGACCUCAUCUAAGAAUAAUGGUUUUAUAUUUGUAAAAUAAAAUA